AUGACAAGGCAGCCCAACUUUCUCAUCGUCGUGGCCGACGACCUCGGCUUCAGCGACACUGGACCGUACGGCUCCGAGAUAGAAACUCCGUGUCUCGACAGGCUCGCAAGUGAAGGUCUCGUCCUCACUGGCUUCCACACUGCGCCAGCAUGUUCACCCACGAGGGCCAUGCUGCUCUCGGGUACAGACAACCAUAUCGCUGGCCUAGGCCAGAUGGCCGAGUUCAUGGCACGGCGACCAGAAUACAAAGGGAAACCGGGGUAUGAGGGAUACCUCAACUUCCGUGUCGCAUGUGCGGCAGAGAUCCUGCAAGAUGCUGGCUACCACACAAUGAUAUCGGGAAAGUGGCACCUCGGUCUCAAGAAGGAACUCUCUCCAUCCGCACGUGGCUUCGCCAAGGACUUCACGUACCUUGCCGGAUGUGGCAACCACUUCAACAAUGAACCGCAGCUCGACGACGGCGCCUUUCAGAUGCCGGCCGUCAAGAGCGACGGGCUGUGGAUGGAGAACGGCGAGAUGCUGGACCGCAAGAAGGAUCUGCCCAAGGACUUUUACUCGACUGAAGUCUUCUCCGACAAGAUGAUUGAGCAGCUGUCGGAGCAUAAGAACGACCCGACAACCAAAGACAAGCCAUUCUUUGCGUACCUCGCGUAUACUGCGCCGCACUGGCCGUUGCAGGCUCCGCGCGCCAGCAUCGAGAAAUACAACGGCCGUUACAAUCAAGGACCCGAGGCUCUUCGCGAUGCUCGCAUCAAGGGCCUGGUUGAGCGCGGGCUCGUACCCGCCGACGUCGUUCCGGCUCCCAUGAUGGGAUACGAAAAGACGGAGUGGCCGGACAAGACUGAGGCAGACAAGACCCUCUCGGCACGGCGCAUGGAGACGUACGCGGCCAUGGUAGAUCUUCUCGACAGCAAUCUCGGCAGAGUGAUUGAGCAUCUCGAGAAGCUUGGGGAGCUGGACAACACGUUUGUGCUCUUCAUGUCGGACAACGGCGCCGAGGGCAAAUUCCUCGAGGCCCUGCCCAUAAUUGGGGCGACACCGCUCGAAAAGGUUGUGGAGAAGUACUACGACAACUCGCUGGCGAAUAUCGGCAACGCGGACAGCUUCGUAUGGUAUGGAGCAAGGUGGGCGGCAGCCGCGACUGCCCCGUCAAAGGGGUUUAAGACGUACACUUUCGAAGGCGGAAUCCGGUGUCCGUGCAUUGUGCGAUAUCCUAGGCUGCAAAGGGCCACGAGCAGUUCCGGUUCUGCGCAGGUUUCGCACCAGUUCACAACAUGCAUGGAUAUUCUACCUACAAUGCUCGACCUCGCUGGCAUAGAACACCCCGGCUCUGGAAAGUUCCGUGGCAGGGAUGUCGUGCCUAUGCGUGGGGCGUCCUGGGUUCCAUAUCUCCAGGGCACCACCGAGGCGGUACAUUCGGACGAAGACAGUUUCACGGGCUGGGAGCUCUUUGGGCGGCGGGCUGUGCGGAGAGGGAACUGGAAAGCUGUGUUCGUGCCGGCACCAAUGGGGCCGGACGAGUGGGAGCUGUACGAUCUGAGUUCAGACCUGGGCGAGACUAAUAAUCUGGCAAAUGAGCACUCGCACGUGCUUUUUGGUCUGCUCGAGGACUGGGGCAGAUAUGUCCAGGAGACAGGGCUGUACGAUGCUGGCCUCAAGGUUUGUCCGAGCCCAAAUGCCUAGUCACCUCUCAAAACAAAAAAGUCACUACAAGUCUCCAUU
Microdochium trichocladiopsis is the source of this 1722-nucleotide messenger RNA. RefSeq names its product putative arylsulfatase. The coding region runs from base 1 to 1683 and encodes 560 amino acids. NCBI's taxonomy places the organism in Eukaryota, Fungi, Ascomycota, Sordariomycetes, Xylariales, Microdochiaceae. Gene Ontology annotation, molecular function: arylsulfatase activity. The transcript has 3 exons. The record is from RefSeq and is a predicted model, not a curated record.